AUGCUGAAAGAGAAAGAUAUUGAAGGUGUAUUUAAGAAAAAAAGUAAUCUUGUGAAGGCCACGCUCAAUCCAAGACCCGAAGAGAAAGAAUUUCAUGACUCUAUUAUUCAAGGACCAGAUGAACUACUCAUGGGACGUGUUAUUAGCUUUGUAGACGAUGAUGUGGAAUUGGAGUUUGAAAGGGAAGAAUGUGAGGAAUCUCCCACAAAGCCCGAUGUAGUAGAUGGGCAUCGUCACGAGCAAGACAAGAAAGAGAUACCAACUCCAAUUAACACCCACCAUGAAAAGUUGUUAGCUGAUAUUGACACUUUGAAAAGUAACCAACAAAGAAUGGAGGAUAAGUUGGAUUAUCUAAUUGAAUUAGUGCUCUCGCAACGUAAAGGUAGUGAUUCUGAGGAUUCAUUAUCAGAUGAGCAUCUUGCUUCACCACACCGUACAUUUAUUAUGGAGCACGUUGUUGGAUAA
Humulus lupulus (European hop) is the source of this 465-nucleotide messenger RNA. RefSeq lists its product as uncharacterized. The record is from RefSeq and is a predicted model, not a curated record. The transcript has 2 exons. The coding region runs from base 1 to 465 and encodes 154 amino acids. NCBI's taxonomy places the organism in Eukaryota, Viridiplantae, Streptophyta, Magnoliopsida, Rosales, Cannabaceae.